AUGUUAUUUGGUAGAGACAAAAAAAUCAAAACGGACAUAAGUGUGCCGGGGACCACUGUGUUGGUCGGGAAAGCUGCUGAGAUCAAGCUGCUGGGCUUGCACGAGGAGGGUGAUUCGGAAAUCAUUCUCUUUCCGCAGCCAUCUGCGGAUCCUAAUGACCCCUUGAACUGGCCCAGCUGGAGAAAGCAUCUUCACUUCGGUAUUUUGUUCUUCUUUGGCUUGAUUCUCGCCGCAGCAUCGAACUUUGUCGGACCAAUUUAUACGCUUCUUGCCGAAAUCUACAAUGUCUCUUUGAGUCAGUUGAACACGGGUGGGGCGUUGGAAUUUCUUUUCCUUGCGUUCAGUUGUUUGUUUUGCCAGCCUGUCGCAGGAAAACUUGGUAGAAGAGCAGUGUAUCUUUUCUCCACGCUGUUGACUAUCAUUUCAGCCGUGGUUUUUGUCGGAGACAAAACCUACGGGGGUUAUUUGGGCUAUUCGAUCCUCAUUGGCUGUGCCGUGGGUCCGAUUGACUCUUUGAUCGAAGUUUCCAUCACAGACAUUUUCUUCUUGCACCAACACGGAAAGUACAUUGGCAUCUACUCCCUAACCAUGGGGUUGGGCUCUGCCUUUGGACCGUUCAUUGCCGGGUACGUCACGCAGAAUCUCGGCUACCUCUGGUGUGGCUAUUUGUUAAUCAUCAUUGCCGGUGGCCUCCUCCUUGUUGAGGCCUUUUUAUUGGAGGAAUCUGUGUUUAAGAGAACCUAUGAGUCACCGGAACUCGAGGACAAGCUUUUGGAGAUCGUCAUCUCCAACACUUCUCACGUCAAGUCACACACCGCCGAUAUCGACCCUGCCACCAAGAACAACGCCGUUGUUGAGCUAGACUCAGUUUCAGAACCUGCAACCAUUCCAAGACCCAAGACCUACAUUGAGUUAUUGAGGCCAUUUACAAUUACCGACACACGUUUCACUCCAAUGACGGUCGUGAACACUCUGAAGGUUCUCAGAUAUCCUGCAGUGCUAUGGUGUUCCAUUGUGUAUGGUAUCCAGAUCUGCUGGCUCUCUUUGAUCACAGUCUCCGAGUCCGAGUUCUUCAUGGCCCCUCCUUACCUCUUCAGUGCAAACUCUGUCGGUUUGUUGAGUAUGGCUAUGGUCAUCGGUACGGUGAUUGGUGGUGCGUACACGUCUUGCUCCGACAUGGUCCAGCUCUACUUCACAAGAAAGAAUGAUGGUAUUUUUGAGCCAGAAUUCCGUCUCCUCAUGUUGCCUAUUCCAAUCUUUCUCAAUGUUGUGGGUCUAUUCAUGUACGGUCUCGGGCCUUAUUACGGGGUGCACUGGAUUGUUGGGGCAAUCGGUAUUGUCUUUAUUGCCAUUGCCCUCUGCUGCAUCAGUGGGUUGUCUUUAAACUACGUCUUGGAAUGCUAUCCUAAGCAGGCUUCUGCCACCAUGACGUCUGUCUUGUUUGUGAGAAACUUAAUGGGUAUGGUCUUCACUUGGGUUUUCCAGUAUUGGUUAGACAACGUUGGUGUGAUUGGCACUACUAGCAUGCUAGCCGCCUUCUGUUUAGUAAUAAAUGGGUCCUUCAUUAUCAUUUACUUGUGGGGAAAAAAUUUCAGGAAGUAUACCCAGAAGUGGUACGAAAACGCAGAGUAG
Molecule: messenger RNA, 1632 nt
Organism: Pichia membranifaciens NRRL Y-2026
Lineage: Eukaryota; Fungi; Ascomycota; Pichiomycetes; Pichiales; Pichiaceae
Exons: 1
Coding region: 1-1632 (543 amino acids)
Biological process (GO): transmembrane transport
Cellular component (GO): fungal-type vacuole
Molecular function (GO): transmembrane transporter activity
Source: RefSeq, a predicted model, not a curated record